Molecule: messenger RNA, 2211 nt
Organism: Mizuhopecten yessoensis (Yesso scallop)
Lineage: Eukaryota; Metazoa; Mollusca; Bivalvia; Pectinida; Pectinidae
Exons: 15
Coding region: 47-2101 (684 amino acids)
Source: RefSeq, a predicted model, not a curated record
GUGUGGUGUCCCGACUCUAAUCAGACAGAUAUACAGAUAAGGAACCAUGGUUACAAGGAAUAUGGCAACACAGUGGCGGAUACAUAUCUUUAUUUUGGGGAUUUGUGGUGUGUUAUCAAGCAACCCUGAGUUCGUGGCCCCCGUGGACCCGUGUCGGCCCCAGGACGUCAUCUGUCCGGUCACGUGUAAUCUGAUGAAGAUGUCAGGAUCUACGGAUUGCGAGUUCUGUUUCUGCAAAAACCCUAUAGAUUCAGUAGAAUGGCCUGACACGACUUCAACCACAUCCACAACUCCCUCCACGACCACAACCCUGCCCCCCGGGCACUCUAUUGUAAACAACGUUCAUUAUGUAGAACUAAAGAAUCCAUGCGUACUCUCCAACGCCAUGUGUCCAUUGCAAUGUAUACGGAGGAAUGUAACCUUAGAUUCCGGGAAAGUGUGCGAGAGAUGCGAAUGCCCGGAUGUACAUGCCAGACUAGACGGUCAGCAGUCUAUUUUAGUUGGCAAGCGAGCAGUGUCGAAAGAAUCUGUGAUGACAGAGGUAAAAUCGACUGGAGAGCAAGCAUACCUGGUCAGGAAAAAUCAGAAUCCUGAACAUGGACAUGGACCUCCUCCAAUGAUGCACCACGAGUUUUGGAACAGACCAUGCAUGCCCUUUUUUACGUGUCCUAUACUCACCUGUCCAGCUGGCCAACACCUGCCAGUGACAUCCAAUGGAUGUCGUAUUUGUCAGUGUGUAGAUAAUCAGAAUCAAGACCUACUUACCGCCGCAACAACUACUCCCCGUCCUGUCACUACAACUGCACCAACAGCGCCACCUACAACGAUAGACCCUGCGAACUUCCUGGAAAUGUUUUGUUUGCCCAAAGCGGAUUAUUGUCCGUCAAUGUGUCACGUGACCAAUUAUCGAGUGGGGUCGUGGAACUGCUUCCAUUGUACCUGCCCAGAUGGUCAAACCUUCGUUGCCCUUCAGAAGCCAUGUGACGUCAACUCGAACGUUUGCCCUUCAAACUGCUCAAUCAGAAAGAUGGAAGACUCCGUUGAUCCAACAACUUCCUGUCAGUUCUGCGACUGCGUGAAAUCUUCAUCAGUUAUAUACAGAAAACAGCCACCAGCAUUACGUAUUAACAUAGAGAACGAGAGCUCAACGGAAACAGCUGUUCAAAGGAUGCGAAAGUUUCUGAUGGGUCCUGGACAUAACUCUCAUAUCCCUAAUUCUGGACCUAUGCAGGCCGGAAACGGAUUCGACUACAGCCAGUACAUUCCAGGCGGACCAGGUUUCCAAGCAUAUACAAACGAACCAUCAAGUCACCAACCUGUGCAGGACCAUGUAACUAUGGCGAAAACAACAGUACGACCAGCACCUACCGAAGAUCCGGAAAACAACUGUCUGACGAACGCAGACGAGUGCCCGACUAAUUAUUGCAGUCUAAAAAUAAUUGGUCGGCAGUGUAACUUAUGUUUAUGUGGAAACAUAUAUUUUCGCGAUUCUGAUGUUGGGAUAUUUAGUAUCCUAAAUACAAAUACUUCCACACCGUCCACUUCACCCCCUGUCACUCCAACCCCAACAACACCGACGAUAUUGACCCUACCAACUACUGUAGUCACAACGCCCUCGACUGAAGCCUCAACAAAUACAGCGCCCUCUACCACAGCUACCUUGACGCAAUCGCCCUUGACUUCAUUUGCAUCAACGCCUGCCCCUUCAAUCGUACUUCCGGUUACACAUGCGGCGUUAUCAACACCUACUUCCUGCUACACAUGUAACGACACGAAUUGCAAAUCAACUGAUUUGAAGACAUGCGAAGUAGGAAAAGACUACUGCAUGAAUACCAUUAGACAGGACCGCCACGGGACACGAGACUUCAGUCGUGAAUGCGUUGGUGAAGAGGACUGCUAUGAUAAAUGGUGGAUUCACACUAUGAACAACCCAGUAUGUCUCGGCAUGUACAACACAGAAAAGGGGCCUGCCAACCAACCGGAAGUGUGUUAUUUUUGUUGUAAGGGACCUUCGUGCAACAGUGCAGCCCGAAUAGAGGAUUACAAUCUAUAUACCGGGGAUGAUCAUGUGAUUGGACGAAGAUCUGAGAUCUUAGUAUAACGUGUAUUUCUAUACUUGAGAUGGAUAGCGACACAAACGGACCAGAUUUUCGCAUUGUAGUUGAAUCGAUGUUAUAACUUAAAUGAUCCAUGUCAUUCAAUAAAGAUUAA